Molecule: messenger RNA, 261 nt
Organism: Kazachstania africana CBS 2517
Lineage: Eukaryota; Fungi; Ascomycota; Saccharomycetes; Saccharomycetales; Saccharomycetaceae
Product: ATPase inhibitor
Exons: 1
Coding region: 1-261 (86 amino acids)
Biological process (GO): negative regulation of ATP-dependent activity
Cellular component (GO): mitochondrion
Molecular function (GO): ATPase inhibitor activity
Source: RefSeq, a predicted model, not a curated record
AUGUUGACAAGGUCUACUAUAACGCGUUCUAUCAGGCUUAAUCGUGGAAUAAUGUCUGCUAGGUUCUAUACUGAGGGCUCCACUGGGGCGCCAAGGGGCGUGAAUCAAGAGGAUUCAUUUACAAAGAGGGAAAAGAUGAACGAAGAUUAUUUCAUCAAACAACAUGAAAGAGAGCAGCUACGUAAUUUGAGGCAGCAGCUUAAAGAGCAUAAAAAGAAAUUGGAUAAUUUAGAAUCUAAGAUCAAUGACAUGCAAAAAUAG